AUGAGAGUGUCAUCAUUUGACUUAAAAUUGGGGUUCAUAUUUCAUUGUUUUGUAGUUGCUGUCUAUAUUUAGAUAAGCAUAUUCUCACGGUUUUAAAUUAAUUUACACAUUCUUUUAUUUAGUAUUAUAUACCUUUGUAAAUUUACUUUAAUCAUAUAAGUGAAUAUGGGUCGGAAACCACAGUCAAAGCCAAAUGAAAAAGAAAACAAAUUUAAUCAACUUAAACGAAAAGAACUUUUAAAUAUUGUUCAGAAGCUGUUAAAUUUAACAACGGUAUUCUAUGGAACGGGUAAUGUGACGAAAGUUUGGGAUCAUCAUAAAGAAAUUGAACCCCUUAUCAAGGAAAUUACUAAUUUAGAAAUUUCCCCAAAAAAGCCGCAAAUAGUGUCACGACAAGCCAAUGUAGAAAAGUAUGUUAAUUGGUUGAAAGAUAAUGGAGCAGAAUUUGAUGGCAUUGAAAUAGCUGAAUUUGUUGGCUAUGAUCUCGGCUUAAAAGCUUUGAAAGAGUUUCCAGAGGAUUCCCUCAUCCUGACAAUACCACAAAAAGUUAUGAUGACAGAGAAGGAUGCACAUAAAUCAGAGUUGUCAGAAUUCAUAAAGCGAGAUCCAUUGAUGCAAAAUAUGCCCAAUGUGACAUUGGCACUCUUUUUGUUACUUGAAAAAAGUAAACCAGAUUCAUUUUGGAAACCAUACAUUGAAACCCUGCCAGAGAAAUAUUCUACUAUUCUGUAUUUUGAUUUGGAUGAAUUUGCUGAUCUAAAGCCAUCCCCAACAUUUGAGUCAUCACUGAAACUGUAUACAAAUAUAGCGAGACAGUAUGCCUACUUUUGGCAUAAAAUCAACAAACCAGAUGUACCUGUUUUGAAAAGUUUACAGGAGAUCUUUACUUUUGAGAAUUACAGAUGGGCCGUAUCAACAGUGAUGACGCGGCAGAAUCACAUACAGCUCGCCGACCAAAGCACUACUGCCUUUAUACCUCUGUGGGACAUGUGCAAUCAUGAACAAGGAAAGAUUACGACAGAUUUCAACAAAGAUCUGAACCGAGGCGAGUGCUACGCGCUGCGCAAUUUCAGAGCCGGAGAUCAAAUCUUCAUUUUCUACGGCGCGAGAUCGAAUGCCGAUCUGUUUCUCCAUAAUGGUUUCGUUUACCCAAACAACGAAUACGACUCUCUGUCUCUCUCGUUGGGAGUGAGCAGUAGUGAUCCUUUACGAGAGGCUAAAUUGACACUAUUGAAAAAACUGGGUCUUGCUAACGUGACGCAUUACAACUUAUAUAACUUAUAUAAGGAAAACCCCAUCAGUCCCGAACUGCUCGCAUUUAUACGGAUAUUUAAUAUGAAUAAAGAGGAACUAGAUAAAUGGUUGCAAAACGGUCUCCCCGGUGACUUGGUCUCUUCAGAAGAGUCUAGUGCUGAAGCGGUGGGCGCAGACAUUGACUUGCGUUCAUACAAAUAUCUGUUGACUCGAUGUGGAUUGUUAUUGGCGGCUUAUAAGAAAAUGGAGAUCAAGGAUGAAGCUGAUAACUUGAAUAGGAAAAAUAUAAAGGUCUUGAAGGAAUGUGAAGUACAAAUAUUACAGGGUGCCAUCAAGUACUUGAAUUCUGUUUUAGAAUCACUUCAACCUAAGAAAGAAUGUAGUUAAAUAAGUAAAUCGAUUGUAAAUAUAAUUCAAAUCUCAUCUUGAUUUUUAUUGUAACGAAUUUAAUGUUUUUUAACAAAUCACAGCAGUAUUCUUUUACAAUUUUUUUUGUUACCUUUUAUGUGUUAUACUGGCAUUUUGUUACUUUUUGUGUGACUGCUUUAUGAAUUUUUUUAAUAUACAUGUUGUUUUAA
Molecule: messenger RNA, 1832 nt
Organism: Zerene cesonia (dogface butterfly)
Lineage: Eukaryota; Metazoa; Arthropoda; Insecta; Lepidoptera; Pieridae
Gene: Setd3
Product: actin-histidine N-methyltransferase
Exons: 9
Coding region: 166-1641 (491 amino acids)
Biological process (GO): peptidyl-lysine monomethylation; peptidyl-lysine trimethylation; actin modification
Molecular function (GO): protein binding; protein-L-histidine N-tele-methyltransferase activity; histone H3K4 methyltransferase activity
Source: RefSeq, a predicted model, not a curated record